AGAUCAAGUCAGAUGGCAGACAGGCAUGAAGAAGGAGCUGGACAAGCUGCAAGAGAAUCUCCCCAAGAUCCAAGCUGUUGUCCACUUUGCUUCAAGCCAAGAGCAGAUCACAGACCAAAAUCCGGGUCUUAACAAAUGGCUAUGGCAGCUAAGAGAUGCCAUUGAUGAUGCAGAUGACGUGUUGGACGAGCUGGAGUACAUGGAACUUGAAAAACAGGUGAUCAAAGGCAAGAAGCGGAGAAGCGACUGGACGAAAAAACUUGUCGACAUUGGCAAACGUGCUUUCAAAAUUGAUCCCACC
Dendrobium catenatum is the source of this 301-nucleotide messenger RNA. RefSeq lists its product as uncharacterized. Lineage: Eukaryota; Viridiplantae; Streptophyta; Magnoliopsida; Asparagales; Orchidaceae. The annotation marks the transcript as partial. The transcript has a single exon. The record is from RefSeq and is a predicted model, not a curated record.